This is a messenger RNA of Lingula anatina, 2100 nucleotides long. RefSeq lists its product as uncharacterized. NCBI's taxonomy places the organism in Eukaryota, Metazoa, Brachiopoda, Lingulata, Lingulida, Lingulidae. The record is from RefSeq and is a predicted model, not a curated record.
GACCGGCGUUCACUCAAAUCCCUGCCAACCAGCCUCCCUAUACCUGCAGAAAAGAUGAAGUCCCUGACCUUGACUUUGUUGAUGCUGACCACGUGUAUACUUACGGUGUCCAAGUGUGAGACGGGAAAUGCCGAGAUCAUACGUGAACUGCAGAGCACGGUGGCCGCCUUGGGGAGGCAGCUGAUAAUGCAGCAGCUGUUUGUGGAGGAACGAAUACGGUCUGAGGGAAGUUCUGGGCUCAAGCAGAUAAGAUUGCAAACAGGCGGCAGCCGACCUUAUCACUCCACCACCUUCGUCGGUAACAGCCUGGCGAACAUCCACGACCAUAUCAACUACGACCGUACCCUGGGGAUGGGGGAGACGAUAGCUGUACUGAACGGUGUGGAGUUCAGGACUCGGCAUAAUGACUACAAGCUGAAGAUGCCAUGUCGUAGGAAACAGACGUUGCACUGCACUGAGGAUAUUCCCUUUCCAAAAGUGCCCAGAAAGGUCAUUUCAAAGGAAAGCGUCAGUGAUCAAAUAGCAGAGAUGAAGGAAUAUUUCAGAGCGUGGAAAGAGCAGGAUAGUUCAAUACGACGUUAUAGCAAUUUUUUCAAGCCUGUACUUUGCUACUUGGAAGGCGCAUGGAUGAAAAGUUCAGCGUCGCUCCAGGAAUCCUUCGCCAGCGACCGCCACUUUCUGGACGCCACCAGUUGGUUCGACCUGCAUCAGAAGGCUCGGUUCAGCGCAGCCUCUGGUCGUAAGGACAACUUAGAGAACUUCGCCUACCUCCCCGUCACGAUCGCUCACCUCACCGGAAUCAACGGCACCAUUCCCGAGUUUGCGCAGUGGAACUAUCGGAUAUUAUGCCAUCCUCUCUCCCAAGACGUGCCCUUCAACAGGUUCCGCACCGUGGACGACCUCCAUUCUAGAAUGGCUUUCAAAGCGGGGAUUGAUCAACAGACGCUGUCCAGAAGGGCAAGAUUUCAACUGAACCCAGAGGACUCGGACCAUUGGGGUGAGGGUCGUUUCUACGAUUAUGGUUUCUUGGACUCAUUAAUGGAGCAGAUCCCAGGGAAAGACAACUACCGCGCCAACUUGACGGACGACCUGUUUGGUGACGUGGCCCUGCGGUAUGAGGACGACGAGGACGGCAGCCCCCGUGUGCUGAACGCUGGCUUUUAUCAUCGCUGGUUCAAAGUUACGCAAAAGGGGGCAGAUGGCCGGAAGUUGAUGCACCGUGGGUACUCUGACCAAAAUGUCUUUAUGGCUAUGACGUCACAACCGGAUGUAGUUGGGCUGAACAUAACUAACUGCGCUCGGCGUGGACGAGACUGUGUGACGGUCCAGCAGAAAUGGACAUACGCAAUCCCGCUGGAGAUAGUGUAUAUGACACCGCUAAGUAGAUGGAACCCGUACGAUUUGACGUUCAAAGGGCUGGCAUACACCGACGAGGGGAUGUCUGUGAAGGAGGGAAACCGAAAUGGGCAAAAAACUGUGGACAAGGCCUUUAAUGGGACCAACAACGCCCUCUAUUAUCAAACCCCGGUAGAGAUGUUUGCCAGAAAACAGAGAGGAGACACUGCCGAUACCGGGAGAUACGGUGUAGGCGUUCUGGAUAAAAACGGUGUAGUGAGAACAGUUGACGCGUCUGGUUUUCGAGUGAAACUGAACAUUGCUGACGUAGGCGAAAUACGUCAGCGAUGGCCCAUAAUGCCUGCGUCGGUAGAGGGCAGCACGAUCAUGAAAGAGAUAGACGCGCUCAAGGACAUGGUGAUGGACCAGCAGCGGUAUAUUAACAUGUACCGCGAGAGUCCCUUGGCUCUGGCCACGGGAACCACCAUGGCCCCUGUGACUGCUGACCAAACCCUAGAGACAUCGCUGUCCACGAGUGCAGUGAUCAGCCAGCAUAGCCACACCUUAGUGCUGGAUGCUGACAGUAUCCAAAGAAUGAAGGACGGAGCUAAGAUCGCAGUUAGAACAUCUACAGACAACGGACAUUUUCACGAACUGAAAGUAUUCUACAAUAGCAGCAUCGGCCGCUUCCAGAUGUUUAAGUGUGAUCUGCAAAACCACUGCUGGGAUGGACAUGACUCACAUCUCUGGCCCUCUGACGGAUAA